AUGACCCGACCUGGCAUGACACAUGAGAAAGAGACAUUCAAAUCCGCGGAUCCUGUCAUUCCCUCGUGCCUGAUGCCCGGAUGGUCGCUCUUUGCUGCCAACGGACGCGAGACCAAGGAAGAUGAUGGGAACAGACGGUAUGGUUACAUACAAGAAAAACGAGAAAAGGGAAUGGGGAGAGAGAUGAUAGGAUAUCCAGCAUUCAAAUCAAACAGGUAA
This is a messenger RNA of Penicillium bovifimosum, 219 nucleotides long. RefSeq lists its product as uncharacterized. Bases 1 to 219 code for a protein of 72 amino acids. The record is from RefSeq and is a predicted model, not a curated record. The transcript has a single exon. NCBI's taxonomy places the organism in Eukaryota, Fungi, Ascomycota, Eurotiomycetes, Eurotiales, Aspergillaceae.